AUGGCUUACUCCGAUAUCGAUUGGGUUCGUGCAUUACCUCUUGUACUUCUCGGUAUUCGCUCAGCUUUUAAAGAAGACAUCAAGGCGACUUUAGCUGAGAUGGUAUACGGAGAAACUCUUUGCCUGCCUCAUGAGCUUUUUGUUUCAAGUCCUGUGAACAAGAGUUUUGAUGAUCUUAAAAGUUUCCUUUCGAGCUUACGAGAGUUCAUGUCACGCUUACGACCAGCUCCAGCAUCAAGGCAUUGUCAACCUGGGGUGUUUGUAUUCAAGGAAUUAUCAGAUUGCAGCCAUGCAAUUUUGACAGAAGGGCCGAUUCUCAAAGCUCAACAGCCACCGGAUACUGAGCCUUUUGCAAUAGUUGAACGAGAUCAAAAAACGGUUACUUUGAGAAUUCGUGGCAAUUCGAUAAAAUUUUCAAUUAACCGUGUUAAACCAGCUUUUGUCAUUCAAGAUGAAGUUUUAACACCUGUUUCUACGUCAGUUCCUGUUUUUAUUUUUAAUACUGAAGAUGUGCCUACGGUGCUCCAACCAGUUGUUGAACGCACAACACGUUCCGGCAGAAAAGUUAGAUUCAGAGACGUUUUGAAUUUAUAG
Molecule: messenger RNA, 594 nt
Organism: Copidosoma floridanum
Lineage: Eukaryota; Metazoa; Arthropoda; Insecta; Hymenoptera; Encyrtidae
Source: RefSeq, a predicted model, not a curated record